Helianthus annuus (common sunflower) is the source of this 1019-nucleotide messenger RNA. RefSeq names its product transcription factor MYB52. The transcript is spliced from 3 exons. Gene Ontology annotation, molecular function: RNA polymerase II cis-regulatory region sequence-specific DNA binding; DNA-binding transcription factor activity, RNA polymerase II-specific. NCBI's taxonomy places the organism in Eukaryota, Viridiplantae, Streptophyta, Magnoliopsida, Asterales, Asteraceae. The coding region runs from base 150 to 812 and encodes 220 amino acids. Gene Ontology annotation, cellular component: nucleus. The record is from RefSeq and is a predicted model, not a curated record. Gene Ontology annotation, biological process: regulation of DNA-templated transcription.
UGCAUCAGUUUCUGGUACACUAUUCUUCCUUCUUAACAGACCCUCCCUUUCUAUCUAUCUAUAUAUCCCACUCACCUUCCAAUACCUCCCCUGAUCUCCAUCCCUCUCUCCAUCCCUAACUAACCACUCUUCCAUCUUCUCAAUCACCGAUGUGCACCCGCGGUCACUGGCGCCCAUCUGAGGACCAAAAGCUCCGCCAACUCGUCCACCAGUACGGUCCUCACAACUGGAACGCCAUAGCUGAGAAGCUACAAGGCAGAUCAGGAAAAAGUUGCAGAUUAAGAUGGUUCAACCAACUGGAUCCAAAGAUCAACAGAAGUCCGUUCACAGAAGAGGAAGAGGAACGGCUGUUAGCAUAUCAUCGCGAGUUCGGGAACCGAUGGGCUAACAUUGCAAAGUUGUUCCCUGGUAGAACCGAUAACGCGGUUAAGAACCAUUGGCAUGUGAUCAUGGCUCGUAGAGUACGUGAAAGGUCCAGCCGGUUGCACCACCAGAGAACCAAAGCUGCUAUUGAUCAAGCAUUUUCAGAAAGAUAUCAUCAGUACACUAAUUUGCCUUAUGACGUCUCAAGAAAUCUAGUGUCUCACCUACAAUACUCAAAGAAUUUGGUUCAACAAUUCAAGGUUGAUCAUGAAGAUAAAAGAGAUCGAUCUUUGGAGUUCUACAACUUUCUCCCUGUAAAUACAGACUCCAACAGGAGUGAAGUAAUCGACCAUAAAAACAAAGAUGAGGUUGAGGUGGAGCAAGAAGCAACCAAACAGCAAGGGAGUGACAUGACCAUACCAUUCAUAGAUUUCUUUUCGACCGGUUAAGGUGCAUCGAGAAGCCAAAAACAUUUAGGAUGAUUAUUUGUGAACUCAUAGUUUGAUCAUGUAACACAAAUGAACCUAUGAUCAAUCUCAAGAUAUACAAACUUUAUAUACACAUUAAGUUGUCUAUACAUUAACAUUUGUUUUACGAAGAACCAUGUUCAUGAGAACAAUGUGUGCAUUGAUGAAAGAUUAUUAUUUGUUGCGCUA